GUGAUCAGCUCUGCUGUACUGCGAGCGCGCGCCCCGAUGUGCGUUACUGUUAUUAUUCAUCUCUGUUCAACCAAAGAGCACGAGACCAGACAAUAAGCCAUCACACACGCUGGAAACUUAAAUAGUUAAACAUGAGCUGAUUAUUAACUUAUUCAUCAACUUUUUCAUAUUUUGGAGUCUUCCCCCCUGCAUUGCUGAUGAAGUGAGUUCAUGAAGAGCUUUUUUUUCUGUACAAGGACACAACUACAUUUGUUGGCAUGAGAAUGGCUUGAAGCGAAACGAGAGAUUUGCUGAAGAAUGAACUGAGGUGGAAUCAAAUGAAGAUUUCUACUGUCUGCAUGUGCUCUACAAUAAAAGAUGAAGACGGCAAACAAAUGGACCAUUUGGGACAAACUCCUAAGAUAGAUCUGCUGUUUUGGAAUAACAUGAAGAGAAUUCAUGUGGAUUCUUGCCCUGCUCAUGGCUGACAAAGGUACAGGAUCAAGUCACCUUUAGGAACAUCUUUGAACCUGGGAUUAAGUGUGGACUGAGAUUCAAAUGUGUCGAGGAUGCUUGUCACGGAUAUGUUAUGGUGCGAAGCUGGAUUGAUCAUAUCGCUUUAAUCCACUUGUAGCCUCCCCCAAACCCCCUACCCCACCCCAUGUCAGAUCUUUCCUAAAUUAUGGAAAUUUUUUGGAAGACGCUGACUUGGAUAUUUAGCCUGGUCUUGGCCGCUGCUGAAGCUCAGGUCCUUUCAUACAACUCUCAAGCGGAAUUCCUGUCCACGCUGGAGCAUUACCAGCUAACAGUACCAGUGCGGGUGAAUGAGAGGGGCCAGUUCAUGAGUUACACUGUGAAGCAUUACAGGCCUGGUCGACGGCGACGUGGACUGGACCAGACUGAGCUGGACCACACUGAGACCAGGCUUUUUUACAAACUCUCAGCCUACGGCAAGCACUUUCACCUGAACCUGACACUCAACCCCAACCUGGUUUCUAAACAUUUCACAGUAGAGUACUGGGGCAAAGACGGACUAGACUGGCAGCAUUCAGUGGUCGAUAACUGCCACUAUGUUGGAUUCCUACUGGAUCAAUAUAGCACUACAAAAGUGGCUUUGAGCAACUGCAAAGGCUUGCAUGGUGUCAUAACCACAGAGGACGAGCAAUAUUUAAUAGAGCCAUUAAAAAAUAUAUCCAGAAAUUUCAGUGACGUCAACCAAGAUGGACAACCACAUGUUAUUUAUAAAAAGACUUCCAUUCCUUCUCUGCAAGAGCCAAGCGAGGAGCUCAGCUGUGGUGUUUCAGACCUCACAAUAACCAGGACACCCAACUAUGAUACCAAUCCUGAAGCAUACACACCUUACCCAGCCACCGAAGGCAACAGCUCAAUGGGUGGCCACCGCCAGCGGCGCUCUGUCAGCUCUGAACGCUUUGUGGAGACCCUAGUGGUGGCGGACAAAAUGAUGGUUGGCUACCACGGUCGCAAAGACAUCGAGCACUACAUCCUGUCCGUAAUGAAUAUUGUUGCCAAACUUUACCGUGAUGCCAGUCUUGGAAACGUUGUGAACAUUAUUGUAACCCGACUGAUUGUUCUGACAGAAGAUCAGCCCAACUUGGAGAUAAACCACCAUGCAGACAAAUCUCUAGACAGCUUCUGUAAAUGGCAGAAAUCCAUUCUUUCUCAUCAGGGAGAUGGAAACAGUAUCCCAGAGAACGGGAUCGCCCAUCACGACAAUGCUGUUCUCAUUACAAGGUAUGACAUCUGCACCUAUAAGAACAAACCCUGCGGUACUCUCGGUUUGGCAUCCGUAGCAGGAAUGUGUGAGCCAGAGAGGAGUUGUAGUAUUAAUGAAGAUAUAGGCCUUGGUUCAGCCUUCACCAUUGCACAUGAGAUUGGACACAAUUUCGGCAUGAACCACGAUGGGAUCGGGAACUCCUGUGGAACCAAAGGUCAUGAGACAGCCAAGCUGAUGGCGGCCCAUAUCACAGCCAACACCAACCCCUUCUCCUGGUCAGCCUGUAGCAAGGACUAUAUCACCAGCUUUUUGGACUCAGGUCGGGGAACAUGUCUGGACAAUGAGCCUCUGAAACGAGACUUCCUGUACCCCACUGUGGCUCCAGGGCAGGUGUACGAUGCAGAUGAGCAGUGUCGUUUCCAGUACGGCGCCUCCUCCCGUCAGUGCAAAUAUGGGGAAGUGUGUAGAGAGCUCUGGUGCCUUAGCAAAAGUAACCGCUGUGUCACCAACAGUAUCCCCGCAGCAGAAGGAACCCUGUGCCAGACCAGCACCAUUGAAAAGGGGUGGUGCUAUCAGGGUGAAUGUGUGACGUUUGGGACGUGGCCGCAGAGCGUGGAUGGGAGCUGGGGACCUUGGACCUCAUGGGGCGAGUGCAGUCGUACCUGCGGCGGCGGCGUCUCUUCUUCCAUGCGACACUGUGACAGCCCAGCGCCGACAGGCGGAGGGAAGUACUGCCUCGGAGAGAGGAAGCGCUACAGAUCGUGUAACACUGACGCUUGUCCAGCAGGAUCACGUGACUUUAGGGAGAAGCAGUGUGCCGAUUUUGACAACAUGUCUUUCCGUGGGAAGUACUACAACUGGAAGCCGUACACUGGAGGUGGAGUGAAACCGUGUGCGUUGAACUGUCUGGCUGAGGGCUACAACUUCUACACCGAACGUUCUCCCGCCGUCAUUGACGGCACGCGCUGUCAGGCCGACUCGCUGGACAUAUGCAUCAAUGGAGAGUGUAAGCAUGUUGGCUGUGAUAACAUCCUGGGCUCGGAUGCCAAAGAGGACAGAUGCCGUGUGUGCGGAGGUGACGGCAGCACGUGUGAGGUCACCGAAGGACUGUUCAACGAUUCGCUUCCCAGAGGAGGUUAUAUGGAGGUUGUCCAGAUACCAAAAGGAUCGGUUCAUAUUGAAAUCAGGGAAGUGGCCGUGUCAAAAAACUACAUCGCUUUGAAAUCGGAGGAGGAUGACUAUUACAUCAACGGAGCCUGGACCAUCGACUGGCCCCGCAAAUUUGACAUUGCAGGAACAGCCUUCCACUACAAGAGGCCGACUGAUGAACCUGAGUCACUUGAAGCUUUAGGGGCCACCAUUGAAAAGUUGGUGGUUAUGGUGCUACUUCAGGAACAAAACGUUGGCAUCCACUACAAGUUCAAUGUGCCGAUCCAGCGUACAGGAAGUGGGGACAAUGAAGUGGGCUUCUCCUGGCACCAUCUGCCCUGGUCUGAGUGCUCAGCAACAUGCGCGGGAGGCUCGCAGAAGCAGGAGGUGGUGUGUAAAAGACUGGACGACGGUUCUGUGGUCCAAAACAGCUACUGUGACCCAGACGGCAAACCACCAGGGAACCAGCGACCCUGCAACACCGAGCCGUGUCCUCCGGAGUGGUUUAUCGGUGACUGGUCAGAUUGUGGGAAGACCUGUGAUGGAGGCGUCCGAACACGCACUGUUUUGUGUAUCCGUAAAAUCGGACCCGCCGAGGAAGAAACCCUGGAGGACAGCCACUGUCUGACCCAUCGGCCAAUAGAACAAGAGUCCUGCAACAAUCAGUCCUGUCCGCCCCAGUGGGUGACGCUGGACUGGUCUGAGUGUACCCCAAAGUGUGGCCCUGGCUUCAAGCACCGCAUAGUUCUAUGUAAAAGUAGCGACCUGACCAAAACCUUCCCACCAGCGCUCUGUUCUGACCACAACAAACCUCCAGUCCGUAUUCGCUGCAGCCUUGUACGCUGUCCACCGCCACGCUGGAUCCCUGGAGAAUGGGGACAGUGCUCUGCUCAGUGCGGACUAGGGCAGCAGAAGCGGCUGGUCCAGUGUCUGUCAUUUACGGGACAGCCCUCCACUGAAUGUCCAGAGUCACUUCGGCCCAACAUCAUGCAGCAGUGUGAAAGCAAAUGUGACGCUACACCCAUCUCCGGUGGCGACGAGUGCAAAGACGUAAAUAAGGUGGCAUAUUGCCCGUUGGUACUGAAGUUCAAGUUCUGCAGCCGUGCGUACUUCAGACAGAUGUGCUGCAAGACGUGCCAAGGACACUGACCCCGUGGAGAGAAGCAGAGACAGAUGCUGCAAUGAGGAAAGCGAGAGAAAACUGGCAGAGAGAAAAGUCAACGCUGGGCACAGAAGAAGGAAGGAAGGCUCUCUCUCGCUAAUCAACACACACAACUGUUUUUAGCCCUGUGGAACCCAAACCACUGCUCAGCACUGCGCUGACACCUGUUUUAUUUUCACUUCUGUGAAGUGGGAAUGUAUAAAAUUAUCAUUAUUGUUGUUAUUUUUAUAAUAAUAAUAAUAAUAAUUGCUAUUGGUUAUUAUUAUUAUCAAUGUCUUUCUGUUGUUAUAAUCCAAAGUGCUGGACACAACACUCACAGAAGUACCCCGGCAGAGGUUUACUUCAAGGCUCCCACAUAAGGGAGCUCGGGACAUUGGUAUAACCCUGGGUCCUGCAAACACACUCCUAACAUCGUUCUGUUGGCAACACUGCAUUCAGGAGCAUUCAAACUGACAAUGAUUGCUGGCAGCAUCAGAUCGACUGGAAAUAAUUUGUUUUGAGUAAGAGUUGGCGAUUUGAGGCAACGUGAGUGUCAGAGACUGUUGAUGGUGUGACAAAGUACUGUAACCAGCAACCGGAGUGCAGACACUGUCAUUCAUGUGAUCCGGCAUCUGAUACAGCUGUCUAAUAGGAACAUUUCCAAACAUGGAUAGUACUAAAAUUUGGUGACUGGAACAUGCAUUAGGUUUAAGGUAAAAAUAACAAUCCAAAUGUUCCACCCAAAUGAUAUUUUUCACUCCUAGAGUCAAAGAAGUAUAGAUCAAGGAUAACCAGUCUUGUUCCUGGAGACUUCAGUUCCAACCUACUCCAACACAUCUGCCUGUUGAUUUAACUAAACUCUGCGGGAUGGUAGCCCUCCAUGAGCAGGGUCAGUAUAUAUUUAACAGACCUGGUGUGUCCAAUCCUACUCCUGUAAGGCAUAGGCAGAGCGUGUGUAAGGCUGGGGAAGGCUCCUGUACUAACAAAUUAUAUAUAUUGCGUUUGUUGCUAACAAAGUGAAAAUUAAUAUAACGUGUUGAUUGUGGCAUUAGAUUAAGAUCUGCUCAUGUUGCACCAGGGUUACCAGGUUUUCGCAACAAAACAUGUCCAACUUCUACUCAAAACUAGCCCAAUCGUGAAAUUCAGGUAAAAAUAUGUUUUAAAUACUAGGUAAAAAUCAAAUUCUGGGGGUAAAAUACAAGUUUUUCAGCGGGGAUGCUCCAGUAAAAUUUGCAUUCCAGGGUCUAAAUAUCACGUUAUUGGGGUCGCUUCAACCUGCGGACAUGAAAAACA
This is a messenger RNA of Carassius carassius (crucian carp), 5297 nucleotides long. RefSeq names its product ADAM metallopeptidase with thrombospondin type 1 motif, 6 (gene adamts6). Gene Ontology annotation, molecular function: metalloendopeptidase activity. Lineage: Eukaryota; Metazoa; Chordata; Actinopteri; Cypriniformes; Cyprinidae. The record is from RefSeq and is a predicted model, not a curated record. The transcript has 25 exons. Gene Ontology annotation, cellular component: extracellular matrix. Gene Ontology annotation, biological process: extracellular matrix organization; proteolysis. The coding region runs from base 662 to 4012 and encodes 1116 amino acids.